Molecule: messenger RNA, 244 nt
Organism: Alternaria conjuncta
Lineage: Eukaryota; Fungi; Ascomycota; Dothideomycetes; Pleosporales; Pleosporaceae
Exons: 1
Source: RefSeq, a predicted model, not a curated record
AUGGUUUCUGGCUUCUCGCUCUUCUCGAUCCUUCUUCUGGCACAAGCCGCCUUCGCAUACAAUUUCCUAUACGAAAGCAUACAGUUGGAAGAAUUGGACGUGGCGGGUAACCCCGAUCUUGCUUUCGGCGAAGCAACAGGAGCCAGUAUACCCUCCUGCAAGAACUACCCAGGCUACGACGGUUGGCCGUCAUCAACACAGUGGAGUGCCCUCAAUGUCAGUCUGGGCGGCACAUUACUGAAGG